Molecule: messenger RNA, 780 nt
Organism: Macrosiphum euphorbiae (potato aphid)
Lineage: Eukaryota; Metazoa; Arthropoda; Insecta; Hemiptera; Aphididae
Source: the annotation of a GenBank genome assembly
AUGUUUAAUUGCGAUCAGUGUCCGUCAGUUUUCACCAUGAAACGCAAUUUGGUCGCACAUCAAAAAAAACAUAUGGGUGUACGUUUUCCGUGCACUGCUUGCCCAUUAACAUUCGCAUACAAAACCGGGCUCAACAAACAUAUGAAGAAUAUUCAUGGUAUCGUAAACGUUCCGGCUCAUUUGAGACCAAUACCCGCUGCGCCAAUCACCGCUCAACCAGCACGACCACCAAGCGUCAUACAGUUCGCGCCUCUUGCCGCUCCGCAGGGAGAUUUUCAAAUCGCGCCGCAGAUAUUUGUACCAGAUGUCCCGGCCGGUGGAUCGAAUGCGGUAUCCGACGAUGAUAUUAUAUGUAUGAACGCAAUGGACGAAUUUGAGGAUACAGAACCAAUUAUAAAUCUAUUUAAAAAUCCAUUUAAUAUAAAUCCGGAAAUUGUCGAAGCUUCUUUACAAUUAGAAAUUAUAGAACUCCAAUCUAAUAAUUCUUUAAAAACAACAUUUAAUAAUUUGACAAGCUCUCAAAAUCUUGUUCAGUUUUAUUCAAAUUUAUCUGAAGAAGAUUUUCCAAAUGUUCGGAAGUUUGCUGCUAAGAUGUCUUGUAUAUUUGGUUCAACAUAUAUUUGUGAGCAAGUAUUUUCAACGAUGAAAAUUAACAAAAGUAAAACUCGAUCUCGCAUCACAAAUGAACAUCUACACGCCGUUCUCCGGGUAAAUUCUACCAAAUUAGAACCUAAUAUUAAUGUCCUCUGUCAACAGAAACAAACUCAAAGUUCUCAUUAA